AUAUAAACAUCGUCGGGGCGACGGGCCAUUUGAAAGUCGGAAGACAGCGACACACGUAUUAGUGUAUCUCUUAACACAGGAACUUUAUAUAGUCAUACAUUUGUUGGAUUUUUUUUCAACUGAAAGUGUGAUUUUGAUUAGCGUAUUUGUACGAAGCGAUCGCAGCCAUAUUUAUUUGAAAAUGUCGAACAGAGACUUUGCUCGCCACCAAAAUUUGGCUGAAGAUGAUUUGGUUGAAGACUGUGCACCUUUUGGAGGUUCAACAGAAUAUUUGAAAAAGUCUGCACACCACUUUUCGUCAGACAAGUGCGAUUCUGUGUGCGACAGCGGUGUGGAUCUUCGAUCUGUGGAAAGUUGCUACAGUUCGUAUGCUGGGUCUCUUCCCGUAGUUGCCGAGAAGAGCCCAGACACUCAAACUAUUGAGGAGAAAUUGGAAGGGCUUACUUUGGGUUCUCAAAACUAUCCAUCUACAGAGGAAACAAAAUGCUCUCUGGAUGAUGGUUAUAUAAGCUACGACAGAAAGGAAGUUUCGUGUGAAUUAUCACAUGAUCCAACUCCCCAAAUAUCACCAGAAGUAUUCCAGCUAUACAGUCAAGAUAAUGAUGGAGACUCGCAACUACACAUGGCAAUCAUCAAUUUACUGGUGCCAAUUGCUCUGUAUAUCAUCCAGCAAGCCCCUAGCAGAGAUUGGUUAAAUCUUCCCAACAACAUGCUCCAGACCCCUCUUCAUUUGGCUGUCAUGACACGACUUCCCCAAGUUGUCAAGGCCCUCAUUGAUGGGGGAGCGGACAUUGAGGCCAGGGAUUCUAAAGGGGACACUCCCCUUCACAUUGCCAGUAGAGAGGGGUAUGACGAUAUCGCCCUGAUCUUGCUUGCACCUGCUAGUACUGCAAGCAAAAGAACUUCUCAGGACUUGGAAGCUCGAAAUUAUGAUGGUCAGACUUGUCUGCACUUGGCAGCAGAGAACACCCAUCUCCCAAUUAUUCGUCUUUUAGUGAUGUCAGGAGCCAACCUGAAUACACAGGAUGGAAAAAGUGGCAAGAGUGUCAUCCAUUAUGCUGCAGAAACUGGGAACACUUUGUUGUUGGAUUUUUUGCUGCAAUACAGCACCAUCAACCUUCAUUCCAGAACGUACAGUGGACUCACAGCCAUCAUGUUAGCUGAUGGACGAAAUUAUCACGACAUUGUGCAUCAAUUGCAGAAAUACGGGGGGUCACUGGAAAAUGUUGCUUUCGAUGACUCUUCAGAUAGUGAGGAAGAUAUGAGUUGAAAUGACUUUCCAAUUGUCAUGCUCACAACUGGGUCGGCCCAAGACGUCCCGAGAUGACUCCCGGCACAAUCUGUGAUAACUUCGUCCCUACGAGGAUAAAUACGAGUCUAACUCUGGCAGGAAACUCAAACUACAAACUUUAAUCCAUGGUUGUGAUUAUUUGUAAAAAACAAAAAAAACAAAACAACAAUUUUUUCCAGUAUUUUCAUCUAAAGGAAUACAUGUUUGAUAUAUAUGUAUAAUCUCGCAGUAGUAGCGGGAAGUUAUGUAGGAAAAAUGUGUUUUUUUACAUGCAUGAGAUUUUUUUACCAUGUGUAAGAUUUUUUGAGUUUUGUAUGAUGGGUCUGAACAUCUUUGAAAAUUUUGUAUGUAAAGGUGCCAGCUGGACUUGCCCUAUGCCAGUAUAAAGAACUAAUCGCUGUAGAAAUCCUGUAUAUUUAUUGUGAAUGUUGUAUGUGAACAGACAGGUCAGUAGAGGAAGAUCUACAUCUAUUCCAUUCCACUGUGUUGUUUUUAUCUGUUUGAGAAAUAAAUCGAAUAAUCAUAAAAAUA
Molecule: messenger RNA, 1822 nt
Organism: Magallana angulata
Lineage: Eukaryota; Metazoa; Mollusca; Bivalvia; Ostreida; Ostreidae
Product: NF-kappa-B inhibitor alpha-like
Exons: 5
Coding region: 182-1270 (362 amino acids)
Molecular function (GO): protein binding
Source: RefSeq, a predicted model, not a curated record